Molecule: messenger RNA, 911 nt
Organism: Brassica oleracea var. oleracea
Lineage: Eukaryota; Viridiplantae; Streptophyta; Magnoliopsida; Brassicales; Brassicaceae
Exons: 4
Coding region: 332-640 (102 amino acids)
Source: RefSeq, a predicted model, not a curated record
AAAAAUAAUCAGCCGUUGAUUCUAUUUAACGAACUUCUCUUUCUCCUUCUCUCAGAUCUCAUUUCCCGAGAAAAAAAGCUUUUUUUGUUUCUCUCCGUCGUCUUCUACCGGAGAGAAAACACCGCCGCCGCCACUGCCUACGGUUUAUUAGGAUCAAGCUCAAACCUUGAAAUCAAACCAUUAAGAUCCAAAUCGUGUUGCUUGAUUGUGGGUUUCAGGUGGAUUGUAUUUGACAUGGAUUAGGAAAGAAAAAGGAGGAAUCUUUGUCUUCUCCAGAUUGUUUUGGAUUUUGGGUAUACUUUCCAUAUCUCUGUUGUGGUGGAUCUGUGUUAUGGAUACGAGUCGUGGAGAGGCUAAAGAGGCCAACGGAUUUGAGAAUCAUAAGGCUAUUGUUGAGGUUCAAGUCUGUGAGGAGGAGGAGGAAGAAGAAGAAGAAAGUGAGUCACAGUGUUUGUUGCCUCCUCCUAGGAAAGGAGGGAUGUCUACAAGUAGUGACAAGAUUAAGAGGACUGUGCAGUGGACUGAUAACAAAGGAGACAAUCUUGCUGAGGUUUUAGUUUAUGAACCAAGUGAAGUAAGCGAUUCAGAUGACGAUGAUUCAGAUGCUUGCAUCUGCGCCAUUAUCAACCAGUAUUUGUGAGAGGAUAAGCGAGUGGACAUCACCAAUCACGAAGUUUCAGAUUUUUUUGCUCAGGACUUCUGACAAGAAGCCAGUCCAAAAGAGGGAUUGUCACAUAUCAGUUACAGGAGAGAGAGUAUAUAGAUUAUAGAUUACUGCUGUAUUGAUCAAUAGAGGCUGAUCUUCAAGCCGAAGAUCAUUGAGUGCUGUUUGAUUUUUUCAGGUUUAGAUAGUAAACGUGUUUCCGCAACAUUAAUCUUAUAUAUUAAACAAAAGUCACAAUCUUGAUUCA